This is a messenger RNA of Cercospora beticola, 820 nucleotides long. RefSeq lists its product as uncharacterized. The record is from RefSeq and is a predicted model, not a curated record. Lineage: Eukaryota; Fungi; Ascomycota; Dothideomycetes; Mycosphaerellales; Mycosphaerellaceae.
CAUUGACACGCGUUGACGCCUCGUAGAUCAUCCACCGAGAUGGCUGGUAUGGACAGGUCUUACCUUCUUUCAUUGCUCCCUGUUGUUGCUCUCCAUCCUCCUUAAUUGCAUUGUAGCUAGCUAGCAGUGAACAUGGCAGAAGACAAGCAGCAGCAAGCUUCCAAGAGCAAGAAUGUGCUCGGCCAACCACUCUCCUGGUUUGCGAAGGGCGAGGGCUACUACAAAGAUGGCUACUGUCACCACUCAGCUUCGGAUGACAAGCAACCACGAGGCAACUACUCCAUCGCGGCCACCUUGACUCACUCUUUCCUGCAAUCCGAGUACGGCGAUGACAAGCCCUACAAAGGCCACUCCGCCGGCCAGAAAAUGUGCCUGUCUGCGCACGACUUCAAGAGUGCCGUGAGGGAGAUGGGUCCGGAUACUGGGCCCAAGGUCGAUCUGAGUGCGACGGACGAGAGGGCAUUGGAGGUCGUGAGCUUGGACUUGCUGAAAAAUUAUGCUGCGAAAGGAGCAUCGAAGAGUGAGAACAAAGGUGCAGAAGGUGCGCAGGGCAGUGCCAGACAGGGUGGAGGAGCACAAGGGGUGAAGGUGAAAGAGGGUAGCCAGAUUGGAGGAGACCAGGGCCAAGGCUCCAGAGACAAGAGUCAGAAUGUAAAGACGGACGCGAAGCCGGAGGGAAGCGGAGGGCAGAAGGGUUGAUGGGUGUUCGACGGGAAGAGAAGGGACGAGCUGCAAAUUGAUCAGUAUUACUACAGUGAACGGCAUCUUUCAAAUCCCAGCUUUGAGUGAGCUUGGUCACACUGACGUGCAAGCAGAUACG